This is a messenger RNA of Paracoccidioides brasiliensis Pb18, 642 nucleotides long. RefSeq lists its product as uncharacterized. The record is from RefSeq and is a predicted model, not a curated record. The transcript has 2 exons. The coding region runs from base 1 to 642 and encodes 213 amino acids. Gene Ontology annotation, molecular function: acyltransferase activity, transferring groups other than amino-acyl groups.
AUGGCGAAUUUCUUUAUCACCAAAGUCGAAGUCUCCGACUGGGACGAAAUAGUCGAGGGUCAUUUCAGUUCUUUUGUUGAUGAGCAAUUUCAACUUCUCCUCCAUGGCAGUGACACUCCACGCAACCGCCAGCUCUUAAAGGACAAGAUGCUCAAUAAGUAUACACGUUUGAGUAACUCAAUAUGGCUCAAAGCCGUCGACCAAAAUAGCAAAAGGAAGAUCGCGGGGAUGGCCAAUUACACGCUGAAUCCCACCUAUGUUCUACUGCAGAAGCUUAGGUUGGAUUCGGAUAUGCCAUGGCUGGAUGAUCCGGAAGAUAAGCGCAUUAUGAGAGCAAUAUUUGAUGACGUGGCGGAUCGGAGGUGGAGGCAUGUUAAGGAAGCACAUAUUCAGCUCGACACUCUAUACGUCCUUCCCGAAUACAGGGGCCUUGGAAUCGCUGGUCGGUUUCUGGAAUGGGGACGAGAUCUCGCGGAUCAUCUGAUGGUGCCCAUAACUCUCGAAUCUUCCAUGAUGGCACAUCCGUUAUAUCUCAAAUACGGGUUCGUCGACGUCGAGCACUCCCGUGUCGUGAUGGGAAAGUGGGAUAUCGAGUACUAUCAGAUGAAGUUGGAGCCGAAGUCAACGGAGUUGCAAGGUUGA